AGUAGCAGUAGCUAGCUAGUCCAGUCAGUGGAGUUGUGUAUCUAUACACAUGUGGCAUUUUAAGUAACCCUUUAAGGACCUGUAUUUAUGUAAGGAUACAUCAAUGAGGCAUGACGCGACUGUUUAUCUUUGCGCAGAGGAUUUGUUUGACCUGGGGAUAGCCAUUCGUUGACUUCGGUCGUUUCCUCUCACAGCCCAACUAUGAGCACGCUUCAAAUCACCAGCAGUCCAUUGCCAGCAAUCAGCUCGGGACUGGCUAAAAUCUUUGGAUUGCUGGACACCGCAGUUGAAUACCUGAUGGUGCAAAAAGAUUUCCAGAACGCCUUUGAAACAUGCGAGAGAGGGUUGGAACACCUGGACAGAGUGCUAGAAGUGGAGGACAGCAGGUACGGGGAGCUGAAGGCGUCCCUGUGUAUAGUUGGGAUUCAGGCGCUGGCAGAACUGAACCAAUGGCGUGGAGUUCUUGGCUGGGUCCUGCAACAUUAUGACUGCGCUGAUAAAAUGCCAGCUAAAAUCAUGCAAAUGUGCAUCCUUCUCUACUCUAAAGUGGGCGAACACACCACAAUGCAGGAUGCAGGCCACAUGUGGCUCCACUGUCCUGAGAACAGCAGCAUAUCUGGCUAUGCCACCGUUGCAGAGCUGUACCUUCUGCAUGUGCUCAUCCCCCUGGGCCUGGCAGAGGAAGCCCAGCGGCUGGUGUCGGAGGAAGUGGGCAAUGUCGCGUUUACGACAGAGCAACGGCAGGUGGCGCUCGACUUAUUAGAGAGACAGAAACAGACUGAGGGGAGAACGCCCUCUUCCAAUCCAGGCCCUGAGGAAGGUUCACAGAUGACCACAAAGCCUACUCCAGGUCCUGUGGUCCGGAAGCUGCUGACGAUGUUGAGACUGUUACAAAGUGGGAUCUCUUCAGUCAUGACCAGAUGGAGGUUCAUCCCUGCCCGACGUCUUCUGUUGGCCGUGCUGCUGCUUUAUCUGCUGCUGGUCAGAAUGGACCCUGCUCUUCCGUCCUCGUUCCCCUGGGUCUUCAAACUGCUGGGGCUCCUCAGGCAGAUGUGGCACGCCAUGUUUGGGCCAUACUACAGAGCCAAUGCAACCGCCUGAACUUGAAGCCAGUUGGUUUUUGUUGUUAUAUGACCCAAAGCUGAUGCACUUGAGAGACUCUGUGAAAAACAAGUAUUCUGUGUGUACAUGUGCGUUGCAAUGGGUUGUGAUGGAUGGAUGACGGUGUUUUGCAUAACUGAACGCCACCUGAUGAAACUGUUGUUUUUGGUGAAAUAACUAGAACUGGAAUGGAGCUGAUGGGUCUUCUAGAAAGCAGAUUUAGUCUCUUUUCUGGUUACCGUAUGUCCACUCUGAGCAAGAGGUAAAUUUAAUAAUAUAAGUGACCUGUGUGGCUCUGUUUUGAUAGAAGGAUGAAAUCCCAGUCUCUUUUAUUUGAUGAUUUAUGAUUCACUCUGGGUUAAACUGGCUGGGUUAGUCGCUAAGCCAUGUUUUUGGAAUAUGGCCCUGAGGCAUAUACUGCAAAGCUGGUUCAGGAUAAGUUAAGGUUAAGAGGUAAAUAACCUAAUAGAAAAUCCUGGAGUCCUCAUUAUCUUAAGAAAAGCUCUUGUAUUAGAUGAUUUACCUCUUAACCUUAACUUAUCCUGAACCAGCUUUGCAGUAUAAGUCCAUGGUCUGCGGAGGUUUAAUUGCCUUUUAGUUCGGGAAAGAUAUGGAUUUUUAUUUAUUUUUCAUUAAAUCUGUGAACAAUUGCUUCCAAUAGUUUUUUUUACCAUGAAUUUUUACAAGUCUUAAAACACGUCUCAAUUUUUCCACGACCAAAGUCACAGGCAAUUGCCUGUAGAGCCAAAGUUGGGAUGCCUAUGGAUCUUGUUGUAAAGUCCACAGUAAACCCAGAAAUGUUGAAUACAGUUUUAUUGCAGAAAUGUCA
Molecule: messenger RNA, 1930 nt
Organism: Engraulis encrasicolus (European anchovy)
Lineage: Eukaryota; Metazoa; Chordata; Actinopteri; Clupeiformes; Engraulidae
Gene: pex26
Product: peroxisomal biogenesis factor 26
Exons: 5
Coding region: 202-1101 (299 amino acids)
Biological process (GO): protein import into peroxisome membrane; protein import into peroxisome matrix
Cellular component (GO): peroxisome; peroxisomal membrane
Molecular function (GO): ATPase binding; protein-containing complex binding
Source: RefSeq, a predicted model, not a curated record